Thunnus maccoyii (southern bluefin tuna) is the source of this 1602-nucleotide messenger RNA. Its product is annotated as apolipoprotein A-IV-like. Gene Ontology annotation, cellular component: extracellular region; chylomicron; high-density lipoprotein particle. The transcript has 3 exons. Gene Ontology annotation, molecular function: phospholipid binding; phosphatidylcholine-sterol O-acyltransferase activator activity; cholesterol binding. The record is from RefSeq and is a predicted model, not a curated record. NCBI's taxonomy places the organism in Eukaryota, Metazoa, Chordata, Actinopteri, Scombriformes, Scombridae. The coding region runs from base 663 to 1433 and encodes 256 amino acids. Gene Ontology annotation, biological process: cholesterol biosynthetic process; lipoprotein metabolic process; cholesterol homeostasis.
UUUUAUAUUAUUACGACUGUGUUUUGCUAUAUUGUUGUUCAUUGUUUGUUUAUAUACCAGCCUCCAGUUACAUUUGUAGACAAAUACAUUAAUACACACUUAUAUCUGCUAUAUUAUAGAGUUUUGUAAACAAUUUAUUAACUGUUUAUAAAUAUUAAAUGGAGGGAUUUAAAGUAAAGUGCUGAAAUUUGGUAUCUUUUCUAAUAAUGGACCUAGAAAAUGUCUAUUUCAGAUGUCUUAAGAACAAUUACAACAUAAAACAAUUACAAAAUGAGAAGAAAACAUUCUCACAAGUAGUAAAUGAUCUCUAAACCUGCUCUGGACGCUGUCUGAAACGUGUAAAAUGACAUUUACAUGCGGUUUCAUCAGGCAGUGAUGACGUCAGAAGCCGUCUCUGACACACUGCUGUUGUGAUGUGGAAGCAGCAGUGACAGCACGGCACUCAGCGCUGGACUUUACCCCCCUGUUUCCUCCAUACAACUCAGCUGCCUAUAUAUACUUAGAAAUGAACAGUGCAGGACACACACACAGUAUUCAACAGCUCACUGACUGAACAGCAAGCUCUUGCACAAAGGUAAGACACCAAGAGAAUAGUUUUCAGUUCAGGAGGAGAAAAAAAAAACAUAAAAAGCUAAAUUUUUUUCUCAUCUGCAGUGUCAGUCAUGAAGUUCCUCGUGGUGCUCGUCUUCGCUGUUUUCACUGGUUGCAAUGCCAACAUCAUGUGGCAAAACCAGCCCAAACGCCAGGUCGACAUGGUGAAAGAUGCCUUUUGGGAUUACGUUGCCAAGGCAACCAUGACUGCUGAGGACUCCCUGAAGCAGAUCAGACAGUCGGAGCUUGGAAGAGAUGUCAACAACCUCAUUUCUGAGAGCACCGUCGCCGUCAACAAGUUCACCGAAACUCUGCGUACUCAGGUGGUUCCUCUGACCCAGGACCUCAUGUCUAAGUUCUCCCAGGAGGCCGAGCAGCUGAAGGCUCGUCUGGAGAAGGAUCUGACCGCCAUGAGCACUAACCUGCAGCCGUACGCCGAGGAGCUGGCGGCUGACCUCCAGAGGCAGGUGGAGGAGCUGAAGAAGGAAGCCGCCCCCUACGCAGAGUCCAUGGACCCAGAGGCCCUGAAGGCCGUCCUGCUGCAGAAGAGCCAGGAGCUGAAGGGGCAGCUGGACAAGAACGUGAAUGAGCUGCAGGCCCAGAUGGUCCCCUACACCGAGGAGAUGAAGGAGAAGAUGGAACAGAGCCUGGAUGAGUUUCAGAAGAGCAUGAUCCCCCUGGCCCAGAGCUUCCAGACCCAGCUGACCCAGAAAACCCAGGAGCUCCAGCAGAGCCUGACUCCCUACGGAGAGGAGCUGAAGGCCAAGCUGGAAGCUGACACCCAGAACCUGAAGAAGCAGCUGGCUGCUCUCUGGAAGUCCUUCUCUAAGCUGACCCAGUAAACGGACUAAUACUUUUACCAAGUUGUGAAUUAAGCUCAACUGCCUGAUCAUCAGGUGUUAAUGGGACUCAUGAAAAGUGCAAUACCUCAUUUUCUAUGUUUUUAUGCUCACAGACGCUCGCAGAGGCAAACUUCUGAACUAUGUCAGUAUUCUAUCUAUUGUGUGACUG